This is a messenger RNA of Astyanax mexicanus (Mexican tetra), 3858 nucleotides long. It is a transcript of the gene tmem235b, whose product is annotated as transmembrane protein 235b. Gene Ontology annotation, cellular component: apical plasma membrane. The record is from RefSeq and is a predicted model, not a curated record. Bases 287 to 892 code for a protein of 201 amino acids. The transcript is spliced from 4 exons. Lineage: Eukaryota; Metazoa; Chordata; Actinopteri; Characiformes; Acestrorhamphidae.
AGCUUCUACAGUGGCUGUUGCCGAGUUUACUGACGUGUGUGUCAGAGAGCGCGCGCGCGUGUUGGUGGUGUUGGUAGAUGUGAGCGUGCCCGUGUUGUUCAGUCAGUGCAGUAAUAAUGGUGUAAAAGCGCGAGGUCUGAUUUAUUCACGGCACUGCGUGCUUUAGGCUGGAGCUGUGUGUGUUUGUGUGUGUGUGUGUUUGAGCUGCUGGAGGAAGUUUGCUGUGCGGCUCGCUUUGCGUCGUUCUGCUUUAGUAACAGAGAAGAGAGAAGAGACUCGGCUCGAUAUGAAAGUUGGGUUCGGGUCUGUGGUGAUCAGCGCUGGAGUUACUGGGAUCCUCAGCUUCUGCUUUCUGGCGCUCGCAAUAGGAACCGAGUACUGGUAUAUUAUAGAGGACAAGCGCUCAAACCACACAGACAACAACCACCUGCAUUCUGGACUGUGGGGCGUCAGUGAUGAUGUACAGCCCUUUUCAGAGCCCCCUCCCAGCCUUUCAGACUCGGAAAUACACAUGCAGAACAUGCAUAAUGUGAUUGCCAUUCUGCUGCCUCUGAGUCUGGUGCUGUUAGUGUUUGGAGGAAUAUGUGGUCUGGUCAGCUCUCUGGCCCGGAGUAGAGCUCUCCUCAUGGGUGCUGCCUCCUAUUUUCUCCUCUGCAGUCUUCUUACACUCUCUGGUGUAAGUCUGUACAUCACGUAUUCCCAGCAGGCUCUGGAGAUGACAGAGAGGAGGAUGGGGCCGGAGCAGAUGGCUCUGGUUCACACGUCGUUCGGCUGGUCAAUGGGCAUGGCCUGGCUGUCCUUUAUUCUGGAAGUGAUAACAGGUUUUCUCCUGCUGAUUUCUGCCAGGAUGGCCCAAUUAAUCCAGUACCAGGAGACUGUGGCCCCCAUAUAGGAGACAUAUUUCUCCAGUUCAAAGCACUGUUAUUAUAUGAGGUAAUUUCUCUGUGUGUGUUUGCCAAGUUAAAAAGUGCACGUACUUGUGUUAGCACACAUUGUACAUUAUUUCUUUUACUAAGUAAGUACUUUUUAAACGCAAUACCAGUUAUUCUAUAUGAGGUAAUGUUUGUCCUGAAUAUUGAUCAAAUGUAUAAUGUCUGUUAUUAUUACCUAAUUAUUUUUUUAUUAUGGGAGAGAGCAGUCUUUAAGACUGAUGGUCGUAAACAAAUCUCUAUUCACUGACAGUAUUAUUUUUGCUGCACUUUGCUCGUUUGUUUAAAUAGAGGUCAGAUAAGAAGGAUUUAAAUACAGUUUGGCAUCUAUUAAAGGUUUAAAAUAAUUUAAAUAAUGAGAGUGAACUUCCUAAAAGAGAGUGACAUACACUUAACCUCAAAAACCGUUGUCUUUUUAUUGGGAAAAAAAAAAAAACAUUUUGUAUAACCAAACCAGAGCUGUAAAAAUAGACCAGUUCCAUACAUUUGUGAAGAAAUUACAAGGUUUAAGUUGGGGUGUAAACCUGUACCUGAGCAAUUUUUGUUCCAAUCAAAUCACAUACAUAUUAUUUAUACUUUAAAGAACAAAUUGAAAUGCAUUCUAUUUUCUCCUUAAUACUGAAUUUCAAUAGUUUCAAUUUUUAAAGACAACUGGGAUUAAAUUUUUACUAGCAAUAAUCUAAAAAGUCACAUACAUAAUUUCUUUUUAAAUGCAUGGUUACACAUCCUCUUGAUUUUGUGACAGUGAUCCAGUGAUCCAGUUAGGUAAGAAUUUCAUCAGUCUCUUCAGUUUCAAUUCAUUGUAGGCCACUUCUCCAGUAACUGCGUGCUUUGUGUUUAAGUAAUAUAUAACACACAAAAAAUGCUUUCUUCAGUUGACAAAUGUGAGUUCUUGGAAUAUACUUGGAAUACAUUAUACAAUGUCCAUUUUUUUAUGGAUAAGAGAAAAAGAGAAAAGCUUAUACGGUGUUCAACACUGUGUCUAGGUGCAUCCUUUUCUGUCCAUGUUCCACAAAGGACCUUGACCUAGAGCUUUCCUCGCUAAUGAGAACUUGGGUGGAAGAGGAAAUUAAGUGCAGAAAAAGGAGCAGAACGCAUAUGGAUGAACUGAAAGAGUGGACAUUUGAGAUAUUAUGCUGUGAAGUGUCUUGCCUCAUUUACAGAGCACAGAAGGUGAAAAACAUCAGAUUCUAUGUGAAGGUUCCAUUGCACAAAAUCGUACCGUACUUUUUUUUUUUUAUGUCUAAAUUCAUACUCUGUGAGAGGGCCUACUCAAUCUAACCAGUACAGUGACAUUAUUCUGUUAUCAAAAAUCAAGUUUCAAGUCUGUUCAGAAAAGAGUUAGCAUUGCAGCUAAUCCACUAUUCUAGGCUUUUUAAUAGGAGCCCUCAGGCCAGAUAGUAUUAAUUAAAAGACAACAAAUAAUAAAGGGCAUGUAGGUACUUUUAUGUUAAUUGGACUUUUAUAAGUAAAUUUUAAUUAAAAUAUUGGCAAAUAUUUAAUUUUUGAUAAUACUUACUUCUUAGUAACCUAUAGGAUAUUUUAUAAAUUCUUUAUUUUUAGACGAAUAAAGAAACAUCAGACUAUCAAAAAACUGGCCUUGGAUACAACGAGGUUCACAUUAUUUACAGAAUCUGUCACUACCUGAUGUUCAUUACAGGAGCUGCCAUCAAUUCACUGCAUUCAAGCCGAGCUAUACGCUACAGUCGGUGGCUUUAUACUGUUUAUAUAGACAUCGGGAUUAUAUCAUAUUGAACUUAAUUAAGAAAUAUAGUCCAGCACUAUUGAGGAGCUAAUUAUGUACCUGGGUACUCAUUGCUAUAAUACACCAGGUGAGCUUUAAACAUGUAUGAAGUAAUUGUGACAAGCUAUUUUUAGAGCACUGACAUUAACAUGUGUUGAGAAUUAAAGGGUAUGUUGUUGCCAUGGGCAACUAUUGAUGUGACCAUCAAUGUUAACACAAAUGCAAGGUUUAUGUCAGGGGAUAAAUUAGAAAUAAAACCAAAUAUACAAUCCAAUAACUUCAAUGGGCUAUUUGUACACAAAAUAUCAUUAACUCAGAUUCACUGCAAUGUUGUAAAGCAGAUACGAGCCCUCAGGAUCUGAGGGAUCUGAGUUAUGUGCUGUGACUAACACACAGUUCUGGCCUCCUCUGGAGUUGCAGCACAGCAAAUGCAAUCUCAUUUUAGUCGUCAUGACGAUCCGUCUCUAUAAUGAGCGUGUUACACACUUAUGGGACACUAUUACAUAAGCCCUGGUGAUAAAGUCAAUUACUCCAAAAACAGGAAAGCUUUCUAAAGUGUGUUGAAAAUCUCUUAAUCAUGUAUGCCUGGAGAUUCAGAGAUCUGAUAGAAUUAUUUUUCUGUUAUUUGCAAAUACAUGCUUCUGGUAUCUUAACUGAUUGAUGUAAUGGGCAUAUAUUGGAAUUACUUGUUUUAAAUCUCAAACAAUAAGAAAAUUAUAUUUGUUUGUUAUUUGUAUUUGUUAUACUUGUAUCUCUUAAUGUGUUUUUAGCUUUUAUUUAUGAUGCACAAUAACCAGAUAACUAUACUGCAAUGCUUUUAAAAUGUGUAGAUGUGCAUGCCUUCUGAAAAUCUGUACUGUCUGUGUACAGUAUACUGAACAUGAAACUUAGGAGUAUCAGUUUUGAGUAAGGAGGCACUGAAUAUUUGGGAACCUGUCUGUUAGAACUGCAGUUUUAACUCAACUUUUUGCAACCUGGGCUAAAAAGCUACAGCCCAGCUUUGUCUGCUUCCUUUGUUUCAAAGUAAAAGCCCCCUGCUGUGUUUGUAAUUGUGAUUUUAUGACAUUUUAUAAAAAUCUGAAGCAGUGGUGGAAUAAUUUUGUAGCAAGGAGCCACUACUGUGAAAUAUAUGUAUAUAUGUAUCUGCUAGGAUGUUCAUUAUACAAUAAAUAAUUUAAAAUUGUA